Dracunculus medinensis (Guinea worm) is the source of this 411-nucleotide messenger RNA. The record is from the annotation of a GenBank genome assembly. Lineage: Eukaryota; Metazoa; Nematoda; Chromadorea; Rhabditida; Dracunculidae.
AUGGCCCGAACGAAGCAGACGGCGCGCAAGUCAACUGGUGGUAAGGCACCUCGCAAGCAAUUAGCAACGAAAGCGGCAAGGAAGUCUGCUCCCGCCACGGGCGGCGUGAAGAAGCCACAUCGUUAUCGUCCUGGAACUGUUGCGCUUAGAGAGAUUCGACGUUAUCAGAAGUCGACUGAACUUUUGAUUCGUAAAUUGCCUUUCCAACGUUUGGUACGUGAGAUAGCGCAAGAUUUCAAAACUGAUUUACGCUUCCAGUCUUCGGCAGUGCUUGCGUUGCAGGAAGCGAGCGAAGCGUAUUUGGUUGGACUUUUUGAAGAUACGAAUUUAUGCGCUAUCCAUGCGAAACGUGUAACCAUUAUGCCGAAGGACAUACAGCUGGCGCGUCGCAUACGUGGGGAAAGGGCGUAA